Molecule: messenger RNA, 856 nt
Organism: Rubroshorea leprosula
Lineage: Eukaryota; Viridiplantae; Streptophyta; Magnoliopsida; Malvales; Dipterocarpaceae
Source: the annotation of a GenBank genome assembly
UUAACAUUAUAUUAUCAUCAUUGAAAAUGAGACAUUAUAGAUAGUUAUAUCAUCUUUGAAAUUUAAUUAAACAAAUGUUAGCAAAUUCAAAUCCAAUAGAGUUGCCUGUCCCAAAUCGGGCGAAGAGAAACCGUGACUGUCCACAAGUCGGAGGUCCAGGUUCUGAUAGUUGGAACUUGGAACAACAGAACGGAGGAAGAAGGGAGCUUCCCCGUAUAACUUUGAAUAAAAACCACCGGAGGCUCUGGUGGAAGGGUCUCUUCAUUGGGCGGUUCCAUACCUCGACUACCACCACUGUGUCAUCUCCUUUGAGCUGGCGGAGGAGGUUUUCAAGGAAAUCCCUCUGCCUGAUUGUAUUGAAGAUUAUUAUUCUGGAGUACAAUAUGAAGGAAUCUUGGGAGAAAGAAUACUGUAUCAACCACUAUGUUCCUCUGUUCUUCUUUGAUGGGCAGAAUGGAAUGGUGAAGGAAGAUUUUGCUUCGGACUGGAAGGGAAAAUUCCUGAGGGUUUUAUGUGUCUCGAAGAAUGGGGAGAUUGUGCUGGAGUGUAACAGGAGAGCACUGGUUUCUUAUGAUCCUAAAACUGACAGGUUCAAGGCUCUAAAGAUCAACAGGCUUCCGCAGCAGUUCCAAGCUUUUGCUUUCCAGCCUACUCUGUUCUCAGGAAAGGAAACCGUCGAAAUGAAGGUUUAAUAUAAUCUUCACAAUUCUUACUUAGUGUAUGAAUAUAUAAUGUCACGCCCCAACCCAUAAGUUUGGGCAUAACAAACACUACACAUCUACAAGAUAACCUCAUAAAUAUGUAAGGCCAUCUACCAGUAUAACAAUACAAUUUCUUAUAAAGUUUUAAGGUAACC